Molecule: messenger RNA, 747 nt
Organism: Miscanthus lutarioriparius
Lineage: Eukaryota; Viridiplantae; Streptophyta; Magnoliopsida; Poales; Poaceae
Source: the annotation of a GenBank genome assembly
AUGCUCGCCGCCACCGCCGCCUCCCUUCGGCCUCCCCUCCGCCGCUUCCCGCGCGUCGCCUGUCCCCUGGGUGCCUCCCAUGGAGGCGCCCGUGGGGCGAACCCGCUCCUCCCCUGGCGCAGGCGGCGGGCGCUAGCCUGCCGCGCGGACCUGCAGCAGGACGCGCCGUUCGCGGCCGCCAUCGGCGCCUGCGUGCUCGCCUCGCUCGUGCUGCCCCCUCCAAGGCCCCGAGGGGAGGCGGGCGAGGAGUUGGAGGAGGAAGGGGAGUUUGGCUUUGGCGCGACGGACACGAGGAUGGCCGUGAUGGGGAUCAUCUCCUUCCUGCCUUACUUCAACUGGCUGAGCUGGAUCUUUGCGUGGCUGGACAGCGGGAGGCGGCGGUAUCUGGUCUACGCUGCCGUCUACUUGGCUCCGUACCUUAGAACUAACUUAUCGCUGUCACCUGAUGAGAGCUGGUUACCUAUUGCUAGCAUCUUUAUCUGCAUUUUACAUAUUCAGCUAGAAGCAGGCAUCAGGAAUGGUGAUAUCGAGAGUUUCAAGUUCAUCGAGAGAGCUUGGAAGCUCAUCUCUCCUCCUGCUGCUAAAGAGAAGGAUGACCACCAUGGGAACAAGAGAGGCUCAAUCGGAAUGGGCGACAGACACAAUAGGAGGAUACCGACGGCGCAUGAAUCCAGGGAGAGGCUUCGCAAUUCCGAAAUCUUCAAGAGGAAGCUUGAUGACCCCAACGAUGAGAAGCAAAAGAAGUGA